AUGAAGUCUAAUAAGCACUGUGGUACCCAGGGUUCAAGUUAUACAAUCAUGACCUUCCAUCCAACCAUGGAAGAAUUUAAAGAUUUCAACAAAUAUAUUGCUUACGUGGAAUCCCAAGGUGCACAUCGAGCUGGCCUGGCCAAGAUAAUUCCACCCAAGGAAUGGAAAGCCAGACAGACCUAUGACGACAUCAACGACAUCUUAAUAGCCACUCCCCUCCAGCAGGUGGCCUCUGGGAAGGCAGGUGUGUUCAUGCAAUACCACAAAAAGAAGAAAGCCAUGACAGUGGGGGAGUAUCGCCACUUGGCAAACAGUGGGAAAUAUCGCACCCCACCACACUUGGACUUUGAGGAUUUGGAGCGAAAAUACUGGAAAACCCGCCUGUAUGAUUCACCGAUAUAUGGCGCGGACAUCAGUGGCUCCCUAUUUGAUGCAAGCACUAAACAAUGGAACCUUGGACACCUCGGAACCAUUCAGGACCUGCUGGAGCAGGAGUGUGGAGUUGUCAUCGAAGGCGUCAACACGCCCUACCUGUACUUUGGCAUGUGGAAGACCACCUUCGCCUGGCACACGGAGGACAUGGACCUUUACAGCAUCAACUACCUGCACUUCGGGGAGCCCAAAACGUGGUACGCGGUGCCCCCGGAACACGGCCAGCGCCUGGAACGCCUGGCUAAGGAGCUUUUCCCGGGCAGUUCGCGGAGCUGUGAGGCCUUCCUGCGGCACAAGGUGGCCCUCAUGUCGCCCACUGUCCUCAGGGAGAACGGGAUCCCCUUCAGUCGGAUCACUCAGGAGGCUGGAGAGUUCAUGGUGACGUUUCCCUAUGGCUACCACGCCGGCUUCAACCACGGCUUCAACUGUGCGGAGGCCAUCAAUUUCGCCACCCCGCGAUGGAUCGACUAUGGCAAAGUGGCCUCUCAGUGCAGCUGCGGGGAGGCCAGGGUCAGCUUCUCCAUGGACGCCUUCGUGCGCAUCCUGCAACCCGAGCGCUACGAGCUGUGGAAACGCGGGCAGGACCGGGCUGUCGUGGACCACGUGGAGCCCACGGCGCCGGGCAGCCAGGAGCUGAGCGCCUGGAGGGAGGCCUGGGCGCCCGGGAGAGCCACGCUGGGCCUGAGGCACCUCCAGCCCCCUAGGGCGGCACGCACCCCUCGGCGGGUGGCUCCCAGCAGUGCGCCCCGCCGUCGCCGUGCCCCUGUGCGCCAGGCAUCCUCGGGCCCCUCGCAGUCCCGGGGUUCUGCCUCUGUGGCCCAUUCUGGGGCUGCUGCCGCCCGCAGCUCCCCGGAGCCCGGCCCAUCAUCUCUGCCGUCAACCCCGGGUCAGUCUGCCGCAGAUCUCCAGCCAAAUGGUAGAUGUGGUCAUGGUCGUCGUCUUCGGGAACAGGAGACUCAAGAGUCCAUUGUCCAGGCCCGGGCUAAGAGGUGCCUCUCCGUGGGCAGAGAGCGCACAGCUGGGAACCGCAAGGCCCCGCCUCUGCCUGCUGGUGGACUAUCCAUAGACAACCAUGCACCGCUGAGCCCUGAGUCCCCGCAUCCUGUUAAGCCUUCUGGGUGCUGUUGUGCCCCUGAUCUUCAACCCUUGGGGCCCCCGUUAGAUCCCGAUGAACUCAUGCACCCUGGCCAUUGCCUGCUAUCUCUGGACAGUAUUACAGCCAGUCUCCUUGACAGUGUCCCACUAACUCCUCCCAAUGUCAGUGGGACUCAGAGAUGGUUUUCCAGGGACGAUGCUGGAGACUGGAAAGCCCCUGUGAACCUCCCUGAGGUUGUAAGGAUGGACCACUCUUAUGCUCGUAUGGUCCUGGCCCCGGGUGCUGUUCCCAGAAUCUCUUGGACCCCUGACUGUGAUCUCCUGGGGCUAAAGUUAGAGGCAGCUGCAUCUCUUGAGCCCUGGAACAUGUUCACCACUAAUGGACAGUCUUCAGUCUUUGAGCCCAUGACUAUUGAAGAUUUUGCCCAAUAUGACUGUAUCUGA
Rhinolophus ferrumequinum (greater horseshoe bat) is the source of this 1971-nucleotide messenger RNA. RefSeq names its product lysine-specific demethylase 4D-like. Gene Ontology annotation, cellular component: nucleus. NCBI's taxonomy places the organism in Eukaryota, Metazoa, Chordata, Mammalia, Chiroptera, Rhinolophidae. The coding region runs from base 1 to 1971 and encodes 656 amino acids. Gene Ontology annotation, molecular function: histone H3K9 demethylase activity. The transcript has a single exon. The record is from RefSeq and is a predicted model, not a curated record. Gene Ontology annotation, biological process: chromatin remodeling.